Bufo bufo (common toad) is the source of this 6224-nucleotide messenger RNA. It is a transcript of the gene PPARGC1B, whose product is annotated as PPARG coactivator 1 beta. NCBI's taxonomy places the organism in Eukaryota, Metazoa, Chordata, Amphibia, Anura, Bufonidae. The transcript has 12 exons. Gene Ontology annotation, biological process: positive regulation of transcription by RNA polymerase II. Gene Ontology annotation, molecular function: transcription factor binding; RNA binding. Gene Ontology annotation, cellular component: nucleus. Bases 264 to 3131 code for a protein of 955 amino acids. The record is from RefSeq and is a predicted model, not a curated record.
AAGUUCUGCUGUUAGGUAACUGCUCGGUCUAGCCCGUCACGUCUAAGAGGUUGUGCAGCAGCUUCGGUGUUGGGGGCUCGUUCUCGUUAGGUAACGGCAGUGCCAAGUAAUGUGGGGCAAAGGUGGCAGAGUGGCAGUGUCCACCCCCUGGAGCGGCGCUGUCAGGCGGCUGUGUCCUCCCCUUUGCCGGGUCCCCCUCCCUCUCCUCCUCCUUCUUCACACUCAGCUCUCUCCUCUCAGGCUGGAAGCUGCACUCGCUGAAAAUGGCGGACUGCAGCACACUGCUGGAUGAAGCGCUGGAGUCAUUCGUGUUCAGCUACCUGACUGACAGCCCGGAGCCUGGUGAGGAGCCUCUGUCACUGGACUUUCCCGAGAUCGAUCUGUCCCAGUUGGACGCCAGCGAUUUUGACACGAACAGCUGUUUUAAUGAGUUACAGUGGUGUAACGAUCAGUCGGAGAAUGAGUCCAGCCAGUUCAGCACCGAUGACUCUGAGCUGUUUCAGAUUGAUGGGGAAAAUGAGGCCUUACUGGCAGCCCUCACACAGACACUGGAUGAUAUUCAGGAAGAUGAUAUCAACUUUUCAGCCUUCAUAUCCUCUGGAGAUGGGGACAUCUACCCCGCACCUGCCCUUUCGCCAAAACCCAGCCGCCCAGCUGAAUUCCCUAAGAGUCUAGAAACUGAAGAUGAGCUGUCUAUACUCAAGAAGUUGCUUCUUUCUCCAGCACAGACACCCACAGGCUUUGAUACACACAAUGAGAGCAGCUCUCGACAUCAAGGAACCUCAAAGGUCCGUCUUCAGCGGCAGUGUUUGAAGGUGGAGAGUUCAACAGAAAGACCUGCUGGCAUUGCUCAAGCACUGGACAGAAGCUGUAGUGAACUGCACAGGCAUUUGGUAUCAACCACAUGUGUCCCUCAACCUGCAGCUAAGAAUGAAAGCAAUAAAGAAGAACACCAAACAAAUGAAGAGGAGCACAGUGAAGAUGAAUCUGCAAGCUCUUCAGCAGUGUUUGCUUUACAAGGUCAAGAGCCACAGUUCACCUGUGAGAAGGAAAAGCAAGUGGUGGUAGACCUCAUUCGGUAUAUGCACACCUACUGCCUUCCACUCAAAAAGCAUCAUAGUGAUGAAAAACACCAGCAAUCUAACAGUCUCUUGAAGAGACGUAAAAGCGAUUCCACACAGUCCUUGCAUACUUUUGAAAAUAAAGUAAUCUUGGCAAAUGCCAAAGGGAGCUGUCUUGCAUUGGGCAUGGUUAAAAGGACAAGGCGAACCCGGUCUGGGUCCUCCAUUCUGAAAGAACUCCUAGCAAGAGACAUUUGUGAGGACGUGAGCAAGCCAUACCGGCUGGCACAGCCAGUAUAUGCAGCAUUCUCUCAUUUAUCUUGUAGCCAUUUGCUCCAAGAUAAAAUAGAAGGAGUGUUGGGGAAGGGGAUCAGACCUGUGCUUGAAAACACUGUAAAGCCAUAUCUGGCUCUCAGGAAAGAGGGCCAAUGUAUAGGGGCAGAUUGUGGAAGCCCAGCACAAAAUGCUCUAGAGCCGGUGACCAAUAAAUCUGCUUCUAAACAGGAAUGCUCUGUUUAUGUGAGACGUUCGAGCAGACUAAACCCAGAGUUCUGGUUUAAUGAAGAAGCAUCCCCACAGACAUGUACAGCACAGAGAAAUGCUGACAGCCAGGCCCCAGACGCACAGAACCUCUGUUUGACAUUGGAACCUUUUGUUGAUGAAGAACAGGUUGCUGAAAUAGAAGUUGAUGAGUCAAAUCAAACAAAUGGCCAGAUAGAACUGGACAGAGCACUACUGGAGUUGGAUAUCCUUGAGAGUGAUGCCCUUGAAGCACACAGUGACAUUGUCAACCAACAGUAUCAUCCCCUAGAUAAUACCAGAUGCUCUCCAUUGUCUUUGACUGAAACCAGCUCUGCAUUUGAGAAGAGAACUUUUGAGCAAGGACUUACUGUUGAGCUGUGUGGGACUGCAGGACUAACCCCACCCACUACUCCCCCAUACAAGCCUGCAGAAGAAGACCUGUACAAACCAGAGAUAAGUCCGGAAUCAGUAAAUAAAGGUCCAAUCAUGAAAGAACCCGCUGAAGAACCUCUGUCUGUAAAUAGGAAGCUUUCAAAGAAGCAGCCAGAGAGGACUGAACUAUUUGCACAUCUGAGUCGAACAGAGUCCCUUGCAGCAAACUCUCUGUCCCUGGGAAUUAAAAGGCCAUUUUCCCGGUCUUUUGGAGACCAUGAUUAUUGCCAGGUUAAUAAAUCCGAAACUCUGGUCCAGAGAAAAGUACUGAAGUCUCUAGAUAUCCCAAGAUAUAGUGAAAAGAAAAAGAAGCAGCCAUUACCUCAAGUACCACAGAGAAAAAUCACUAAAGGGUCUUUAACCCAAGACAGUAAAGUGUUAAAAGACCAUGAGAUUCGAGCAAGUCUCACCAAGCAUUUUGGGUUUCCAGAUAAUACUCUUAAAGAAGAAGAGGAUGAUGUUACAUGUAUUAACCCUGAGUAUGACUCUGUUUUUGAGGACAGUGACAGUGACUGCAGCUCUGCUGAUGAGGUCUGCCUGUCAAAUAUUAGAACAAAGUCGUGUUCUAGAAGGAGUCCCCAACCCAAGCUACAGAGCUAUCGUCCGAGUCAGACUUCUGCUAGAAUCAUAAGCUUGUCUGACAGCAAGAGGACAAACAGCAGAUAUGAAAGCAAUGAGCAGAGACAGACUGGAAACUUGAGCCAGAGGCAAAUCCAAGGGCGGAGGCAAAAGGCAAUUGAUGAAGGGCGCCUCAUCUGCAUCAGAAACCUUUCCAACAGCAUUAGUGCUAAUGAGCUGAAGAGGAGGUUUGAAGUCUUUGGAGAGAUCACUGAAUGUCUCGUCCUUAGCAGAAACAGGGGAGAUAAAUACGGUUUAAUCACAUAUCGUUGUCAUGAGGACGCUGUGUUGUCCCUAAAGAAGGGCACUUCCCUGAGAAAAAGGAAUGAGCCUGCAUUUCAUAUGAGCAGUGGAGGUCUCAGGCACUUUUUUUGGACCAAAUACACUGAUCUAGAUUCAAAUGCAGUGGAGCCAUCGUCGGCUGGAAUGAUGAGCAAGUACGAAUCGAUGGAUUUUGACAGCUUGCUGCAAGAGGCACAGAGAAGUCUGCAUCGAUGACAGCCUUAUUUUGGAGGAGUACCUCAAUACCUCAGUCAAGGCACUUCCAACAUGUUUACGUUUUCGAAACAAAGUGAAAUACAGAUACAAAAAGACUUUAUCCUUUUGAAUUGAUGUUUACAUUGAACAAAGCUGCUUCUGUAUGUGAUCUUCCCAUGGUGUUGCUGUCUCACUGCCGCAUUUGAGUAUCCUUGCAUUUUUCGGGUGCAUCUGUAGACAUAACAUCCUUUGCCCUCCCCUCGUGAUUGCAGCUGUGUUCUCCAAAACAUUUUUGUCUGUAGUGUGUAAAAUGAACCACCACAAAGUCUUUUGUGAAUAGUCUGUAUUACAAAACUACUUUUAAUAGAAAGAAAUAUAUAUUCUUUAAAAAAAAAAUUAAUGUAUUUAUGGUUCACAUGUACUGUAUUUCAUAUUGUCGUUUGCUUCAUUUUGAACUAUGCACUCUAGUGAGGUGUUUGCAAAAGAUGCGAUUUAAUCCUUGUACAUUAAGAAUCCUAACUGGGCACGAACUGUACAGGUGGACAAUCCGGGGGGGGAAGGCGUUGAAAACGUACAUGACCUUGAAGAUAAAAUCAAGUCAAUGUGUCAUGUUCUAGUAAUAUUGGAUCUCACCGUCUGGAGACCCUCUGGUCCUUGUUGGUUUUUCCUCCUGCCUUUCCCACAGUUUUCUUUCUAGAAUUGUAACCUCUCCUUUUAUAUUAGUUCAAAUCCAGUCGGAAACUCGCACAAAAAAAAAUGAUCUGACGUUCACAUUCCUUUCUCAGAGUUGAUGUUGAAGAUGAGAACGUUUGUGCAGCAGGUAUCAGUCCACCAGGCCCAUAAAGAAAAUACAGUUUCUAGAUCUGAUCACCUUGGCAUAUGGUCCAGCAAAUCGGAACGACUAACUUGCAGGCAGGAUUUAAUUUUGCAUUUCAGGUGUCCCAUAAAUCCAGUAUUCACCAUCUAGGGUUGUAUGUAAGUGCCCUGUAUCCUGAAGUACCAUAUGUUCAGUGGAUAAUGUUUCCUGUUACAUGCUUUCCCAAAGAUUACCAAUGAGAUUAGCCUCCUUCACACCUUAUGGUAUGCAUUGAUUUCACGAUAUCAUGAUGUGACUGACAGCAAUAUACAGCUGGAAUAAUGCCCGCCAUAUCCUGACCCAGACAGCAAUGUUUCUUGGUUAACAUUUUAGCUUAGUAUAUAAAAGCCAUUCUUUUUAGUGACUUGGAAGCGUUGUAAAUAGCAUCAUCUACACUUGGGAACUGGGACUGCUGAAGCCGCUUUAUAUAUGUUUACCAGGGUAGCUUAGAAUGUAGGAUUAAGCCAUUAUGUGUAGUUUAGGAAACAUAGCCUUAUAUAGUUACCGGUAGAUACCGCCGGUCUUAUUUUUUUAUGUUUUGCCAAAGUUUCCAGCAGCUCCCGCAAACCCCAGGAUUGAACAUACCUCUUCGGCAAACACCUUAUUGUAGAUCUGCCUUUCUCUGUCAUAGUAUUCCCAUACAACAAUGAUGUUUACAUGUGAUUGCUAUAUAGUUUACUGUAGGAUACAAUAUAAAUAUCUAUAUAUAAAGAAAUAUAUAUGAAUAUGAUGUUGCCCUUAGGGUGAAUCGUUACGUUUUGUGCUGUGCUGAUAGAUUUGAGAACAGUGUAUGGAAUAGUCUCUGAAUAGACGUCUACAGUUUACACAAAGCACAUGUUGCAUUGGGGAUUCAGUUGCGUAAGGAUUAAAAAUGGCAGUGGCAGGUGGGCGACUCCUUGGAGCUUAUGCGUGGCCAGUGAAUCUCCUGCUUCUAAUGUCCUAGUAGUGCUUCCUUUUGCUGACCGACUUUGUCUGGCUCUCAUUCUGACAGUGGACAUGAUGGCAGAAGCUUUCAUGAAUAUUGAGUCAUAACUUGGUGUUUUGAGGGAUUUAACUAUUAAGAAUUUAUUUCCAUGAGGCCUUUUUAGAUAUUGUUUAGCAAGCUUCUUGUCCAGCAAUUAUGCAAAGCAUACACGCACAGGUAGUCUUAUAGCGGGUCCACCACUAGUAUCUACAUUGAUAGACCAUGUUCAAUUUUCGUUGUUUAUUACAUGGUGUGCACUUAACACCUAUGAAUGUAUUUCAUGGUAGCUUGUGGCCUGUGAUAACGGUGACAAGGAUAUCGUUUGUGACUGUUGUAUUAUAAAAAUUCUUUCAUUUAUGGGAUGUGCUUAUAGUCCGUUCAGUUAGGUUAUACAGUUUAUUUCCAGAUGGCUUGUCCUUUUUUGAAUUGGGUUGGGCUUGUACUUUGUAUGUUUUAAACAAAGGUUGAUGCUAAAGCGUUAUUUCCAUCUGGACAUUUUUGACAUAUGCACAAGAUAUCCCGUGAAUGUCCAAUAGGUGUAGGUCCUAUCUCGAGAACGGCAUCUGCUAGAUGGGGUCUCAUUCUUGAGAUAUGUGUGGGUCCCACCUCUGAGACCUGCACCUGUUGGACAUUUAUUGCAAAUGUCAAGAUGGGAAUAAGUAUGCUAACUAUGUUCUCUUGAAAAAUUCUAGAACUGAAGGCUAAAUGCCAAACUCAGUGAGUAGAAACUGUCUCUGAAAGCAUCAGAUUUGGGGGUGAGGUGGCACUGCUGGGCCUUCUAUCUGCGAAAAGCAGUAGCCUGCUUAAUUGCCCAACCACUCCAUCAACCACCAUAGUGUUCAGAUAAUAUCCUUUGGAAAUUAAAGGGGUUUUCCAGGAUUUUACUACUGAUGACCUGUCCUCAGGAUCCAUAGGUCAUCAGUAUCUGGUCGAUGGGGGACCCCCACCGAUCAGAUGUUUGAGAAGGCACCAGAGCUCCAGGCCUUUUCGCAGCUUACCAAGCACAGCGCCCUACAUUGUAUAGCAGCUGUGCUUGGUAUCAUGCUCAGCCCCAUUCACUUCAAGGAUCAUUGGGACCCAACAGUAUUUCCAUUAAGUAUGUUAUUAACCUUCGCAAUGUUAGUUCUAGAAAUUUGGGAAUCCUUCAAGAUAAUUGAAGAUCACAAAUGAUAAGGGGCAAAGUAUUAAAUAUAUGUCCGGACUGACAUAAUGGGUAACAUUUUAGUUGAACUACAAAUGAAAUACUGAUAGGCUAGGUAAAAAAAUACAUUGACAACAUUGGUUUGUUUAAAUA